Pseudocercospora fijiensis CIRAD86 is the source of this 1233-nucleotide messenger RNA. RefSeq lists its product as uncharacterized. Bases 1 to 1233 code for a protein of 410 amino acids. Lineage: Eukaryota; Fungi; Ascomycota; Dothideomycetes; Mycosphaerellales; Mycosphaerellaceae. Gene Ontology annotation, biological process: tRNA-type intron splice site recognition and cleavage. Gene Ontology annotation, cellular component: tRNA-intron endonuclease complex. The record is from RefSeq and is a predicted model, not a curated record. The transcript has 4 exons.
AUGGCCGAUGCAGACGAAGACGUGGUUCCACGGGGAGGGACCGGCGGCGAGGAUGUCGACCUCUCUGAUGAAACACAAGAUUUCCGAUUUUUGAGCUCCAUCUCUCGAGAAGACGCAACAAUACCCAAGCGUGGUGAAAAGGACUUUGAACCGCAUGCCACGGCUCUUCAAUCAAAUACUCUGGCGGCAUCCCGGCAGGCAAUGCAUAAUGCACUUUCAUACCCGAGAAUUCAUCAUCCUAACGGAUACACAUAUGCCGUCUAUCACCCGGAAAGUAACAUGGCCUAUUCUCAGAACCCCAAAGGUGUGCUUUUCUCCAAGAUGGGUCAAGUACUCUCAGCUGCGGACGACCCGCUAGGCAAUGACGAAGGCCGAGGGCAGAGGUUAUGGUUCUUACCUGAGGAGAUAAUCUAUCUGAUCGAGCGAGGGACUAUGGACGUAAGGUGGCCUAGCGCAGAAGGCGACCAGGAGCUAGGACUACCGAUGAGUCUUCAAGGCGCAUAUGCUAUGUUCCUUGGUGACGAAGCAUCCCACAACGGCGCACUUACUCUCGAGCGGUAUUCUGUCUAUGCGAACUUGAAGAGACUAGGGUACAUCGUAAUGCGCGCACCAAGCUGGGACAGCGCCGGCCUUCCAUUGACCGACGAGCACUAUCCGAAGACCGCGGCCACUACACGGCAGGAUCAGAAAUGUCAUCGGACUGGCCCAAUGAUCGCACCAGGUCUCUAUCGGGACUAUAUUCACAUCUAUCAACGGCUGGCGCUCAUCAGUUUCUACGAUCCGCGCAGUAGAAGAGCACCUGCAGAGCCCGAGCUGCCCAACCCAGAUCCGAAUUUCCGCGUCACCUACCACGUCUGGAAGCCCGGUUCGUCAAAUUUCAAGAAGACGGCGCCAGGACAUCCGGACUUUCGCAUUGCUGUCGUCAAUGCUAGGGAGACAGCAGUCCCGACGCUUGAACAACUGAGCUCUCUGAUUGACACUGUACCCUACUCCCCACCAAGGGAUGACGCUUACUUCUAUGCUAAGCUGAAGAAUGGGCACAAGAAUGUUAUCCUGGCAGUCGUAGAUCAGGGCAUGACGAGCUAUCUCCGGAUUGCAGAUGCUGCAUUUGGAUGUGAAAAGAUAUACGAGCGCAAGGCAAGAGGUGGUGGAACAACCAAAACCCCAUUGCAAGAACUAAAAGAACCAAAAGCGCAACCAAAGAGCAUUGCCACCAGGUCGAUUCCGUGCUGA